AUGAGCCUCAGGUAUGCUUUACGACAGCACCAAAAAGGUUUAAUAUUCAAUGUCCCUGCUUUCAAUAUCGACUCUACUAUUACCCAAAUCAAGCAACUACCCAACUUCAAGUCAAAACUACGUGCACUAUACAAAAGAUUCUAUAAGCUACGCAACUUUGAAUGCACACCAAAUUUAUUCAAAGUAGAUGACAACCCUUACACGACACCAGACAUCACCAGUGACGAUUAUGUUGCAUUAGUGAAAAGAAACUUUCGAAAUGUGGACUACAACCUCAAACGGAAGAAGUUCCUCGAGCUCCCACCUCUUUCUGACGACGAACUUGAACAGAGAACCAUCGCUACAUUGACUUUUGUAUUCAAUCACACUGUGGCGGCCGAAAACCCGCAUGCAGAAGAUAACGUGUCUACGAUAGAGGAUGAGGUGAGAGCCAGCAUUGACACAACUGAAUCACGAGUUAUCAGUACCUUGCUUCGUAUGGAUUUGGAUUGCCCAUGGAAGAUAAAAUAUGACUACAAGUUUCAAUGGCUUGACCAGUUGCGCCAACUACAAAAUGACAACACCAAUAAGAAGAAAAGCAAAACACAUGAUAGCGAAACUCUCCUAUAUAUAACGUACAAGCAAUACCUAACGACGUUGAUGAGAUUGAAUGAAAGUUUAGGACUAUGCUUGUGA
Messenger RNA from Lodderomyces theae, 675 nucleotides. RefSeq lists its product as uncharacterized. Bases 1 to 675 code for a protein of 224 amino acids. NCBI's taxonomy places the organism in Eukaryota, Fungi, Ascomycota, Pichiomycetes, Serinales, Debaryomycetaceae. The transcript has a single exon. The record is from RefSeq and is a predicted model, not a curated record.